AUGCGAAAUACAGUGGUUGUGAGUGAUGAUCAUUCAUAUGGAAAGCCACCUGCUGCUACUUCGUUUGUUCGCACCUUAUUAUGUGGUGCUCCUUUGUUUUCGGAUCCGAAAUGUCGUCCUUCCGGUAAACUGAAGUCAGCACAAUUUUGCAAUUAUAUGCCAUUAUCAUCACGUUUCAAGGAAGAUAAAAUGGAAGCAUCAGCUCAAGAAUCUUCUGCAAUAGCAAAAAAUGUUCAUAAAAAUCAACCAUCUGUUUUGGUAAAAAUGUAUCAGGAUGGUUACAGUGGUUAUAGAAGCUCAACAAAACAUUACUUUUCGAGUAGCGAGCAAAAACGGAAUGAAUUUACGGUUGAGGUGAACCAUCGAUUAGCAACGAAAAGUGACUUCUAUGAGUUAGAUCACGUGCAACAAUAUUACGAAAAGCUCAUGUGUCAAUUAACAAUGAGCAAUUCAACGUUGAUGCGUGAAAAUCAAAGGCAUCAAAUUCGAUUCAAACAGUUAAGGAUGCUUUUGGAAGAUCACAUUGAUCAUUUGAAUAACAUAUAUUUCACUUUAUUUUUGAAUGGAUUCAGUGCUAUUCAAUUUCCUGAUGGUCAAACGGUAAAUCUAGCAGAAUUUCAAGGCACAAAAUUGAAAUUAAUCCCGCGUACAAACAUAUUAUCGGCUGAUGUUUUAUCAUCAACAACAACAACCGACGAAGAUCUCUUUACUUCUCCUCCUUAUAACAAUAAUGGCAGUUUCACCGAUAUUUCUAACAUCAAGACAUUCACCGAGGGCAUGCAAACAAAGCAAAAUAUGGAUGUUUCGUUAAAUGACAACGGUCAAUCCUCCAGAAAUUUUUUAAUAAGCAAAGAAAAUGAUGAUAUUGAGGGUUAUCUGCAGUGGAUGAAUGGACAGACUACAAUCUGGUAA
Messenger RNA from Brugia malayi, 912 nucleotides. RefSeq lists its product as uncharacterized. Bases 1 to 912 code for a protein of 303 amino acids. The record is from RefSeq and is a predicted model, not a curated record. The transcript has 8 exons. NCBI's taxonomy places the organism in Eukaryota, Metazoa, Nematoda, Chromadorea, Rhabditida, Onchocercidae.